This is a messenger RNA of Selaginella moellendorffii, 5176 nucleotides long. RefSeq lists its product as uncharacterized. The transcript has 25 exons. NCBI's taxonomy places the organism in Eukaryota, Viridiplantae, Streptophyta, Lycopodiopsida, Selaginellales, Selaginellaceae. Gene Ontology annotation, molecular function: protein binding. The record is from RefSeq and is a predicted model, not a curated record. The coding region runs from base 76 to 5073 and encodes 1665 amino acids.
UGGAAAUUGACGCUGGAAACUGGCAUAAGAUUGUCAACGCUUUUCAAGUGAUCGACAAGCCAGUGUUACGAGAGUAUGGGCUUUUGGUCGAUUUCUAUGCAAGACAUGGUGACAAAGUUGCUGCACGAGCAACUUUUGAAGCUAUGCGAGCUUCUCACAUCAAGCCCAAUGUUCAUAUCUACACGAGAAGCUAGAGACAUGGAAGGGGCUGUAGCGUGCACUGAAGAAAUGCUUUCCCAAGGCAUACAACUCAAUGAAGCAGUAUUCUGCUCGAUCAUAUCGGGAUAUGCAAGUGCUGGAAAUAACGAGGCUGCAGAACAUUGGUUUGAGAAAUUCAAGGCCGAAAAUCUCGUUCCUGGUGGGAUCGUCUACAACAGUAUAGUCCAAGCAUAUUGUCAAGCUGGGAACAUGGAAACGGUGGAAGCUUUAUUAGCACAAAUGGAAGAGGAAGGAUUUCAAGGAAACUUGGGAUUAUACACCACAGUGCUUAAUGGUUUUGCGGAGAUACGUGACGAAGAGAAGUGUCUUAGUUUCUUUCACAGAUUGAAGGCUUGUGGAUUGUCACCAACAGCCGCAACAUACGGCUGCAUUGUCAAACUUUUUACGAAGCAGGCUGGAAACAUGGCUAAGGCUCUUGAUAUUUUGGAGGAAAUGGAUAAGCAUGGAGUUUCUCCCAACAAGAUGAUCUAUGCUAUGAUAAUGGACGGCUACGCUCGUGGUGGUGAUUUUACAGCUGCGUUCAAAGUCUGGGAAGAUAUGGUUUCGGCCGGGCUUAAGCCAGACAUUGUGAUAUACAACAUCCUGGUUCACGCGUUCUGUAAAGCUGGACGCAUGGACAAAGCUCUUGGUGUUUUGGAAAACAUCGAAGCCAACCGACUUCUUCCAACUAUCGAAACAUACACCUCGAUACUCGAUGGAUAUGUGAAAGGGGGAAAUAUCCAAAAGGCAUUGGAAGUUUUCGACAGGAUUAAAACGGCAGGCCUGAGACCUGGGGUUGUUUCUUACAACUCCUUACUCAGCGGCCUUGCGAAAGCGCGACAGAUGGAAAAUGCGCGUCUGAUGCUAAAUGAAAUGCUAGCGAACGGGGUUGUUCCGAACGAACGAAGCUACACGGCUCUUACAGAGGGCUAUGCACGAGCUGGCGAUGUCGAGAAGGCUUUUGGAAUGUUUCAAAGGAUGAAGAAGGAAAAUCUAGCGAUCGACAUUGUUGCCUAUGGUGCGCUACUCAAGGCAUGCUGUAAAUCUGGUGCCAUGCAGCGUGCAGCCGAAGUGUUUCAACAGAUCACUGAUGCAGGACUGAAACAUAAUCGAAUCACGUACUGCACUAUGCUUGACGGGUGGGCACGAAAGGGAGAGCUUUCCAAAGCAAGAGAUCUCUUAAACGAUAUGCAAAAGCAUGGUUUUCAUCUUGAUACAAUCUGCUACACGUCCUUUAUCAAGGCUUGUUUCAGAAGUGGAGACACCGAGCAGGAGGUGACAGAAACUCUGGCAGUAAUGCGUGAGAAAAAGCUAGAAGUAAACGCAAGGACUUACACGACUCUCAUUCAUGGAUGGCUGGCAGCUGCUGAUCCGGACCAGGCAAUCUCGUGCUACGAACAAGCAAAAGCCAGUGGACUCCAACUUGACAGUGCUCUGAGCAACUGCCUUUUAUCUGGAUUGAUUUCCUGCGCAUCGCAAAACAGUACACUGGGCGAGAAGAUUCAGGCUAUUUCUGCCGAGAUUGCAGCUCAGAAAGUUGUUGUGGAUGCCGCAGUUGUCGCAAAGAUGGACAGAUAUCUCAGGCGCAGAGCUAGGUGCUCGUGUUUCCUAAUCAUGGAUCUAGACAAGAUCGAUGUGAGCGCCUUGUCAAGAGACGAGCUUCUAGCUGCAUUCCUCACGCUCAAGGAGGAAGUCAAGAAUGGUAAUCGAAAGGGGAUCACGAAUCCAUUGAAGUUCCCACCGAGUGAAUACAGCAAGGAAGUAUUUCUCAUCAAUCAGCCCUUCGUCAAGUUGGUGAAGACCUCCAGUGCAGACGCUGUGCGGUCGAGCUUGAUGGACAAGGAGGUGCUCGCCUACGCUAUCGGCAAGAUGCUGUCCCGGACUACCAUGGCUGAAGCUAGGAAAAGUGAGAUGAGUUUAAAGACAUACCAUCAGAGUUUCCUGUCUGGAUGCUGGUACCUGACGACUCCGUCACCCAACUUUGCCAAGAGGCUCCGCAGGCUUGGCAUAGAAAAAGACCCGAUUGUGUCUGAAGAACAGGACGAGGAGCUCCCAGAUCCCUAUCCCAUCCCUUACCCCGUACCAAGAGACGGAGAUCAGGCAGGUCUUGCCGUUGAGCCACUUACAAACGAAACAGACGCAGAGGAAGCUGCUGAUGAACCAGACAUGGAGACAGCUUCAGGCUCUGUCCAGCCCAUGGAUGGAACACCCGAGAAAGAUUUCUCGGUGAAGGUUUGGGUGACGGAAUUGAACGAGUGGAUAACUGUGCUGUGCAUCGAAGGGAAGGAGUGGUCACGAGACGAAUGGAAAUAUGGCCUGCUUGACAUAUAUGGAUCUGUGACGCUCGAGGGAGGCCGAAUCACGGACGAGUCAUACAAAGAAUUCCGUGAGCAGCAGUUCCAGCGAUGGAAGUUCCUUGGAAAAGAUCCAACGCACUUCCAUGUGAAGUUCACCAAGGCGAAGCUCGAAGAAGCUUUGUCAUCCCGUCAACAGUGGAUGCAGGCAAAGUGUAAGUCUCAUCCCGGUAUCAGCUACCCUGACAAGCAGUACGGUGUUGCAAAUGCCUUCGUUGAUGACCAGCCAUACGGGCUCCCAGAUAUUAAUCAGGAAGGUGGCGCGGUGAUGCCUCAUCCCAUGCUGUUUUACGAGUCCCUCCUCAAGAUAAUCAUCGGUCCAAGGGUGGUCAAGUGGACGAAAGAAGAUGUCGAUCGCGCGCUGGCAGCCAGGGUUGAAGCUUUGGUGGAAAUGUUGCCUCCCGGUUUCACUCACUUUUCCAGAAAUCAUUCAGAAAGCGAGGAAAAAGGAUUGGAUGUUGAGCUUCAAUCUCCCUAUUGUGCGAAAAAGGAGGAACAAAGGCUUUUGCUUUGUUUAUUACGAAAAAUGGAAAAUGCGCGUCUGAUGCUUGAUGAAACGCUCGCGAACGAUGUUGUUCCGAGCGAACGAAUCUACACGGCUUUUACAGAGGGCUAUGCACGAACUGGCGAUGUCGAGAAGGCUUUUGGAGUGUUUCAAAGGGCGAUCGACGUCGUUGCCUAUGGUGCGCUACUCAAGGCAUGCUGUAACUCUGGUGCCAUGCAUGGUGCAGCCGAAGUGUUUCAGCAGAUUACUGAUGCAGGACUGAAACAUAAUCAAAUCACGUACUGCACUAUGCUUGACGGUCUCAUAGGCAGAUUUUUCAGAGUUGGGUUUGAGAAUGUGAGCUCCAAUUCUUGUCUGAAGCGAUUGAUACCCCGUGCGUCGAAGAUCUUUGAGCGUGACAAGCUCCAGCCAGUGAAGAACAAGCCGGUCUUUCGUCGGGUUGAGAAUCCCCUUCUGGAUAAGAAAGUCUCCAAGAGGAGGAAAGGUACCAGACAUGGAAAGGCAUGGCUCGAGACAGGACGGAACUUUACCGAGAUUGAGCUCAUCGUUCUCAGCCCAGCCGCGAGUUCUUUGGCACAGUUUCUACGAAUGCAAGAGGACGCCACGGCUAUUUGGAACGCACUCGACAACCUGCCUAGAGGUCACGAUACUUGGGAUAAUUUCAUGAGUGUGGUCGUUCACUUCUGGAACUACAAAGACUGGCCGCGUGUUACACAGAUGUGUGAGUGGGUGCUCCAAGGCACCACUUUUCGGCCAGACCUCGGCUGUUACAAUCUUUUGAUUGACGCUUACGGGAAAAGCUUGAACAUAGAAGAUGCUGAGAAGACUUUCAACCGGAUGCAAGAGGCUCUCUGUGUUCCGAACGAGGAAACUUUCGGCGUCCUGAUAAAUGGCUACAGGCUUGCGGGCUCAUUCGAAAAGGCCGAGGAACUCUUCGUCCAAAUGCAAAAGCGGGGAUACAGUCCUGGGCCGCUGGCAUGCAACACCUUUCUCCACGUUUUAGAAGACGCGAAAGAAUACAGGAGGGCCGAAGCUUUGUUCCGGGACCUGGAGAAGUACGAGUGCGAGCCAAACAUUGACACUUACAACCGGAUGAUUGUCAUCUAUGGCAAGGCAGGGGAGCCUUCCAAGGCGGAGAUGCUUUACAGAAGCAUGAGGCGCGCUAUGUGUCCUCCAAAUAUUUGUACAUUCACUGCUCUCAUGAACGCUUUUGCGAGACAAGGGCUGUACCGAGAAGCCGAGAGAUACUUCGACAAGCUGCAGGAGUUCGACUACAAGCCCGACCACUACGCCUACAACGCGUUGAUGGAAGCGUACAGCCAAGGAGGUUCUCCGGCCGGGGCACUCGAGAUUUUCCAGACAAUGCAAAGAAAUGGCUGCUUCCCGGACACGGUCUCUCACAACAUUCUUAUCAAUGCCUAUGGACGAGCUGGGCUAUAUGAAGAUGCCGAGAAGAUUUUCAAGUCCAUGCAAAGCGCCGGCUUUUCUCCAAACCUCAAGUCCAACAUGCUCCUCCUGAGCGCCUAUGCAAGAGCCGGGAGGGUCGAAGAGGCCGAGGAGCUCGUCUCCGCCAUGGAGAGGGAUGGAACAAAGCCGGACACUCUGAUCUACAACUCUCUCAUCAACGCCUAUGGAGUUUCCGGCAGGCACGAGGACAUGGAAGCUCUCCUCGCAAAGAUGGUGAAAUCGUCGUCCAAGCAAACCAAGCCAGACAUUGGUACCUACAACACGCUGAUCCAAGUUUACGCUCAGGCGGGAUUCAUUCCCAGGGCGGAGGAGCUCUUCCAGGGACUGGCGAGGCUCAAGCUCGUUCCGGACGCCACGACUUGGACGGCCUUGAUGGGAGGCUACGCCAAGAAGAAGCUCUACAGGAAAUGCACGAGUAUCCUCAAGAAGAUGCUCGAGUCCGGGUGUAGAGCCGACGCUGUGACCGCGAGGGUGCUCUUCUCGGCGUGCCGGAGCCCCGAACAAGUGGAGCAAGUCACCCAGCUCAUGGAAUCUCUCCAAGGGAGAUAGAAAUCGUAAGAAACUUUAGAGUUCUUGAAAGCUCGUAGAACAAAAUUUAUGUUUUCCAUGACAUCCAAACUCACAUAAUUUGGUUCGAACAAGUCUUCCAACA